Ilex paraguariensis (yerba mate) is the source of this 580-nucleotide messenger RNA. Lineage: Eukaryota; Viridiplantae; Streptophyta; Magnoliopsida; Aquifoliales; Aquifoliaceae. The record is from the annotation of a GenBank genome assembly.
CUUUAGUAUAGUACAUGCCUUGCAUACUGAUUUCCGUUGGUUUUUGGUUUUGGUAAGGUCUUCCUCUUCGAGUAGUAACGCUUUGCAUUCGCAGGAACUAGCCCGUUGCGGUAACAUCGUUCAGUUCAUAGGUUUGUGAUUUAAGGAGUUAUUUUUUCGGUACCCUAUCAAGAGUACGGAGUUCCUCACUACAGCUUUUAAGCCUUUCCUUUGGAGCCUGAUAAACUUGACGUAACUGGAUCUGAGACUCUCGUUCUGUGCGUGAGCACUCCACUUGCUGAAAAUCUCAUCUUGUUUUUCUUCUUAUUUCGUAAAAUAAGUAAGAAUGUGGUGACUUCUUUCCUUUGUUUGGCUUGAGUCCAAUCUCAUCUGUCAGGAGAUGGAGUCGUGCGCUUCGGGAACUCGAUCUAAUGCGCCUUGCGACUACCGGAGCAAAGUCAAUGAGUUGCUGUUCUUUUCAACAAAACUAUAUCAGAGCCCUGCGACGUCAGGAGCAGAUGAAAGGAUGAAUGGCUGUUCUGUUCAUCAAAACUCAAAAAUCUUUCGAGGAAAGUCUUCGCUGACGCUUGCCUCUAGCUGA